Molecule: messenger RNA, 1239 nt
Organism: Daktulosphaira vitifoliae (grape phylloxera)
Lineage: Eukaryota; Metazoa; Arthropoda; Insecta; Hemiptera; Phylloxeridae
Product: deubiquitinase OTUD6B
Exons: 2
Coding region: 269-1114 (281 amino acids)
Biological process (GO): protein deubiquitination
Molecular function (GO): cysteine-type deubiquitinase activity
Source: RefSeq, a predicted model, not a curated record
CAUGGUUUGUAAUACUUUAAAUGAUAGGAGUGCGAUAAAACCAUUAACUAUAUUUAUAUUUAUUUUGAAAAUACAAUAUUCGUAGUCUGUGAUAAAACUCAUAAUGUAUACAUUUAUUAGUCCACGAGUUUUAAUUAUCAAUGUAGCUUUAUAAGUUAUGAUUUUCAGUAAAAACUUUACUUUUCAAAUUUAAUUAUUUGAAAAAUUGUAAAUUUAAAUUAUGUCAAUUAAUUUAUUAUUGCAAAAACCCACAGUUUAUUAUUGCUAAAUGGAAUCAGUAAGCGUUGAAAGUAAAGAUGAGGUCUUACAAAGGCAUAGAAAUGAAAAAAAAAACAUGCAAUGCAAAAUUCAAUCUUUGAAAAAAUCUGUAGCCAAAGGUGAUCGUAAGAGAAAAAAGGAAGUGGCUGAACAAAUAGCAGAAAUUGAAGUAAAAUUGAAUCAAAAACAGUUUGAAGAAUUAGAAAGAUUAAAUAAUGAAAGUGUAGAAGAUGUUUUUAACAGCUCUCUAGAAAAAAUAUCUUUAGAUGAUUCAACAAAUAAAACAAGUAGAGCUGAAAAGCGUAGAAAAAAGAAAAUUACUCAGUUAAAAGAACGUGAAGCUACAAUUCAAGAACAUGAAAUAAAAAAUUUAGGAGGUGCUCGUCAUAAAGAAACCCAAACAUUACUUCAAAAAUUAAAAAAUUUAGGAAUGUCUAUUUAUGAUAUUCCUUCUGAUGGUAAUUGUCUUUACAGUGCUAUUGUGCAUCAACUGAAAGAAGUAACUGGCAAAAUAUAUACAGUACCUGAAAUUCGAAUGAAAACUUCAGACUUUCUUAAAAAUAACAAAGAUGAUUAUAUACCAUAUUUAAGUCAUCCAGAUACAGGAAAUAUUCUUACUGAUGAACAAUUUGAUGAUUAUUGUAAUCAAGUAGCAAAUACUGCUCAAUGGGGUGGUGAAGUUGAACUUAGGGCUUUAUCGCAUAUUUUUAAUACUCCAAUUAAAAUCGUACAAGCAGAAGGGUUUGAUAUUACUAUUGGCAUAGAGUAUAAUGACUGUAAUAAACCGUUAAUAUUAGUAUUUCAUCGCCACAUGUAUGGGCUUGGAGAACAUUACAAUACUGUGUGUUUAAUUUAAUUUUCAUGAUAUUUCUAAUAUGUAAUAAAAUGAAAAAACAUUAAUUCUUUUACUAUAAAAACAAUGACUGCAUAUUAUAAUUUUAAACCAAAAAAUUUCAUUAAAAUAUAUUGUCAGAUAAAUUA